Molecule: messenger RNA, 930 nt
Organism: Acinonyx jubatus (cheetah)
Lineage: Eukaryota; Metazoa; Chordata; Mammalia; Carnivora; Felidae
Gene: SMIM10L2A
Product: small integral membrane protein 10 like 2A
Exons: 2
Coding region: 166-402 (78 amino acids)
Source: RefSeq, a predicted model, not a curated record
GCUCAGAAGGGGCGGUGGCGGAGGUGGCGGCGGUGGGGCAUCCCGGGGCCAGCAAGGGAAGAGGUGACAGAGGGCGGCGCGGGGCGGGGCGCUGCAGGCCUCGCGUCCACCUGCCCGGCCGCUCGCACUCGUGUCGGUCGGCGGGGCCUGCGCGGGCCCAGGCCCAUGGCGGCGUCCGCGGCUCUGUCGGCGGCGGCGGCGGCGGCGGCCCUGUCAGGCCUGGCGCUGCGGCUGUCGCGCUCGGCAGCGGCCCGCGGCUCGUACGGCGCCUUCUGCAAGGGGCUCACGCGCACCCUGAUCACCUUCUUCGACCUGGCCUGGCGGCUGCGCAUGAACUUCCCCUACUUCUACGUGGUGGCCUCGGUGAUGCUCAACGUCCGCCUGCAGGUGCGGAUCGAGUGAGCGCACGCCGCCGCAGCCCCGGCCAGAGGGACCGGCGCGCGCGGCCCAGACGGACAGGGGCGCCGGCAUGGAGGACGGCCGCCCGCACGCGGCGGGGGCAGGAGGCGGGGCGGCCGGGGCCCCCGGACCCUAGACCUCCGCGGGAGGACGCGGGCCACCGAGCCACCCAGCCGGGCCCCGGCCGCGACCCGCCCACACGCGUCGCGGCCGGUGACCCAUUGCACAGAAACUCACCAGACGGGUCCUUUCCGUCGGGCUCGAGAAAGAAAACACCAUUUGACUGCGGCCGACCUGUCGCCUCACGUUGGCCGGGGUGGGGGAAGCAGAAAGGAAAAAUUCUGCAGCAGGGACUUGACUGGCCCUGACCAACAAGGAACCAGUGUUUGUAGGUGGUGACCCGCCCCUUCUCUGGCCUUGUCAAGAGACUCAAAUCCCUGCCCAGGGGCGCCCCUGGCCCUAGAGCUGCCCCGGGGAGCUGCUGGGCAAAGGGCCUGGCCCAGGAGGACAGGAAGGGCCUUCCAGGCAGAG